AAGAAAAAAAGAAGAAGAAAAAAGAGGGCGCCUCUUGUGUACGCACGCGCACACGAGGCAGGGAGGGGGAGGAGACAGCGAUUUUUAUGACAGUGAGAGCAUGGCGAUAAUAUGGAAAGCGCUAUUUGAGCUGGAAAAGUAGGUUCCCUUGGACCCUCUGGUUGGGAUCGGCGAACCAAUCCAACGAUUGAACCCACUCCAGCAAUACCCACCCACCACCUCCACCUCCAUUUUCAGACCCAGCGUGACUCCAGGCAGAAGAGACAAGAUAGCACCAGAAAGAUUUUCGGGAGACCAAAUUCAGCUCAUCACCAAGACCCCUUUGUUGUCUUUUAGCUCUGCGAUUUGCGUCCCUGUCUUCACGAUGGCCGCCUCGAUCCUUCUCCUUUACAUGACGGCUUUUUCUUUGCUACAGUAUGCAUCAUCCUCGUCUUUGUGUCAUCGCGACUCUGCUUUAUUUCUUUAUACUCUUAAAUCCCAAUGCCCUCUGUUGAUCUCGCCAAAUCCUCCUCUUCAGGUAGACGGGAGUUAUGUAGAAGGCAUUUUGCCUGGAAAGCAGAGCAUCGGAUAUAUUUCUGUACUUUUUUAUGCUUCUUGGUGCCCAUUUUCGCAGAAUGUGCUUCCUAAAAUUGAAACUCUUAGUUCCAUAUAUCCUCAAGUGGAGCAUUUGGUAGUUGAGCAGUCAUUGACCUUGCCAAGUGUAUUUUCAAGAUAUGGAAUCCAUAGCAUGCCAGCUAUAUUACUGGUGAAUCAAACAUCAAUGAUUAGAUAUCAUGGUCCAAAAGAUCUUCUCUCCCUCAUACAAUUUUAUGAGAGAAACACAGGAUUUCAACCAAAUCAGUACUAUGAGACGACCAAGAGAACAGCUUGAGUAGUGAGAAAAAAUCAACUAUGAAGUCGCCGAUCAGUUCGUCACCAAAGAAAUAUAUAGCAGGGAACCCUACCUG
Molecule: messenger RNA, 947 nt
Organism: Prosopis cineraria
Lineage: Eukaryota; Viridiplantae; Streptophyta; Magnoliopsida; Fabales; Fabaceae
Product: 5'-adenylylsulfate reductase-like 5
Source: RefSeq, a predicted model, not a curated record